CCAGUUCGCGUGUGGCGCCCACCGUGUGCGGAGGGGCGUUGUCGCCUCCCUCAUGACCGCCCUUUGAAAGACCUGGAACAUAAUAUAUAUUUUAUUUAUAAUUGCUUUUCCCGAGAGGAUUUAAUACUGCGAAUCUAAAAUUCUGUGAAGGAUUCGGGGAGUGAUUGUAGAUAAUUGGUCGCGUAUUAAUUAUAAAAGGAAAAUAUGUGUUAGUGAUUGAUGUUGGAGUGUAUUAGAGGUGUGGAAUGCGUGUGUGGAUGAGGUACAGUGGGAGCACGUGGUGGCGCGUGAGCGAGGGUGUUGUGAAGGUGGUCAUGGGGACCCCUGUACCGCUGGCAGGCUGUUGACAGCUCCCACACCACCAUAACCUGUCCCUCCACACGGAGUCGUCUACCUCCACACGGAGUCGUCUACCUCCACACCACCUACCUCCUGCUGCCCCAGGCUACCACGCCUCAUGACUUGAGACACCCAGGCUGCUGCAAGUGUCACACGGUGCUCUCCUGCGGGUUGUGACACGAGUCGUGACGGAGAAUAAAUAUACUUUGUUUGAUAAGUUUCCCCGUGAGAGACAUAAGGGCAAGUAUAAUAUUGGUGAGAGGGGUGGUGGUGGUGGACGGCACCUGGAUGAGUGACCGUGGGAGAAGCAGAGCCCAUGUAUCAAGAUGUCGUGGGUGGUGGACGUGUCCCGCUGCUUGGGACUAAUGGACAUGGGUUCCCGGGACGUGUGCAGGAGGGGACCGGGGCCUUCGGCUUCCCUCAGACGUCAUGCUAAGUCCUCCACUUGGCUCCUGGGGUCGCCCCUCAGCCGCGGGUCCUCGCAAGUGACGGUAAAGAAGCGGCUGCACCGGAGUGGCUCCAGGUCUACGCCUUGCCUGACCGAAGAAACCACACCCGGGCCCGCCAAGAAGUCCCAGGCAGACCUGCAGGGAAGAUCAGAGUCUCUUAAUUCCGGAGGUCCCGAGUCUCUCACCUCGACUCCGGCCACCUCCAGCGUGGACAGUCUAGAGACAGAGCCGCCGCUGCUGCCGCCCCCCGCCUCGGAUACCCUCCACGGCCCCUCUACCAGUGCCCUGGUGCUGACUAUGCCCUACGUCCCUGCACCGAGACCUAACCUGGCCAGGUCUUGUGAGGUCCUUGGGAUGACAGAAUGUGAGGCGUCAGAAGCUGAGGGUAAGACGGAGAGUGUGACUCCAGCCCGCGCCCGUAGUGUCUCUCGCCUGGACUGUAGCGUCAACUAUUCUGACAGCCCGCCUCUAGUGCCGGCCCUCCCGCCAGAGGCUAGAGACUCCCCCAGGGGGGUCUUCAUGCAGGCUCGCGAUACCCUAGUCAACCGCUUGUGUGGUGCGGGACCCAGGGGUCCGCCGCUCCCAGAUACCGAGCACCCGACCCGAAAGUUCCGAGCGAGGCACCGGUUUGCCCGCUCGGAGCACAACCUCAACCAGCCUAUCCCACAGCGUCGAGUCUCCCACCACGCCCACCAGAAGGAGCGGGAGGGCGUGGGGGCCCGGAGCAGGUCAGAACACGCCCUGAUACGCCCUUCGUGGUCGUUGACCUCACAGUCGAGCGAGCGGGCGUGUGGCAACGAGUGGUCGAUAUGGGCGCAGGACCUGCUCGACUCUCUUCAUCAGAUGAACGCCCACGCCCAGAGUACCUCCCCCACCUUUCCCCCGACCUCCGCCCUCACCUCCGCGGUCUCGUCGCGAGCUUCCCUCCUGGCGCGCUCCAGGGGCUCUUCUGAGGAUAACCAGGCGAGUUUCGCCGAUGACGGUGGGAGCAGUCUACGAGACGGGAACCCGCGAGCAGUGCGUCGGACCCACAGUGAUGUAGGGGGCACUGGAGGCCGCAGUUGUCUCCACUACUCACGACAGUUGUCUACUCCUCAGCCUAUCAAGAUCCGACCAGCCCAUAGACUUCCCCAACACACUGCUUCUUUACACCGGUCUAAAAGCCUUAAAAGAAGCAAAGGGUCUUCACAUUUACGUCGUUCAAUUAGUCAACCUUUAGACUUGGACAAGGCGUAUGAGAGCCCCAGCUCGCACAAGUGCACCAGCCCCACACACGCGCACAAUAGGCGACAACGACGACCCUCGGCCGGAAACAUUCUCAAUGACGACAUCAUCACUUCCGAAGAUGAGAUUGGAAUCUCUGAUUCAGAGGAUUUCAGAACUGAUUUGAAGAGAAGUUUAGAUGAGGAUGACGACAUGAUCGUUUAUGCAGAAGCUCUCUGGGACCAUGUGACAUUAGACUCUGAGGAGCUUGUAUUCAAGGCUGGUGACCUGAUCACAGUAAUAGAUUCAAGUGAUAAAGACUGGUGGUGGGGUCGAAUAAGUCACAGGGUUGGAUGGUUCCCAGCUGCCUUUGUACGGAUACUUGUGAAUCAAGAAGAUCAUCAAAAUUCCAGAAGUCAUGAUGAUACAAGAAUUCUGGGGCCAGUUAGAAAGCUCAGCGUCUCUGGUUUGUCGCAUGAUCAAAUCCGAACCAAUGUCAUAAAUGAAAUCAUAUCGACUGAGCGUGAUUUUGUAAAACAUUUAAGAGAUGUUGUUAAGGGAUACUUGCGGCAAGUUCGAAAGAGACCAGAUAUGUUCAGUGAUGAAAGAAUAUCCACCAUCUUUGGUAACAUGGAGGCCUUGUAUCAGUUCCAGAGCAACUUCCUUAGAGAACUAGAAUUGUGUAUAGAUUGGCAAGACCCCCACAAGUCUUGCAUUGGUGCUGCCUUCAUUCGCAAUAGAGAGAAAUUUGAAAUAUACAGUGAAUAUUGCAAUAAUCACCCUGCUGCAAUGUCAUCACUACAAGAACUUUACCAGCACCAAAAAUACAUUCAUUUUUUUGAGGCUUGUCGACUUCUGCAAGAAAUGAUUGACAUAUCUUUGGAUGGGUUUCUACUAACUCCAGUGCAGAAAAUCUGCAAAUAUCCUCUUCAACUGCAAGAACUGUUGAAGUAUACAAAGCCUGAUCAUCCAGACUAUACCAGCGUUCAAGGAGCAUUGGAAGCCAUGCGUGAUGUGGCCCUUCUUGUUAACGAGCGAAAACGGCGUAUGGAAUGUUUAGAGAAGAUUGCAUCGUGGCAGAUUACUGUCGAAGGUUGGGAGGGGCCUGAGCUGCUUGAAGAUAGCUCGCAGCUGAUCUACCAGGGAGAGGUUACCAAAGGAGCUGGUGGAUCCUGGCCUAAAGAAGUGACUCUUUUCUUAUUUGAUCAUCAGCUUGUAUAUUGCAAGCGAGACCUUCUCAAGCGGAAUACAUUUGUGUACAGAGGGAGACUGAAUCUCGACAUGUGUGAGAUUGUUGAUCUGUCAGAUGGGAAAGACUCCAGCCUAAACAUCAGUGUUCAUAAUGCCUGGAAGAUCCAUAGUCUUGAAAAGAACAAGUGGUAUGUUUUUUCAUGUAAAACUGCUGCAGAAAAACAUAAAUGGAUGGAGGCCUUCAGAAGAGAACGUGAAUUAGUAGCUGCAGAUGAACGCGCAGGAUUUGUUGUGGCAGACAAAGCUAAACAUCUUGCUAAAGUUGCUGCUCGCAACCAAAGGAACAGGCCGAAGAGACCGCGGACAACCAAAUCGCACAAGCGUGUACAGGCCAUGACGUACGCUCAGGCUGAACUUCUAGUCAAUGUUGAUCCUGAAAUUCGCUCCAAUAGCCUUCCCUCAGGUGUUCAGCCACCCGAGGGCAAAAAGAAAGGUCUGUGGUUCAGCUUUGGAGGUCAUAAAAAGGGCAGAGGAUCAGGACGAAAUGUGACACAAAUUCAGCAUCACCCAGUGUGAAGUCAGCCUGAUAUUCUUUGUGGUAAAUCUCAUCAUAAAGGCUGAAGGUCAUCAGCUUCAAUACAAGCUAUUUAACACUCACGCAUUGCCAGUGACUGGAAUAUUAAAGUGAUUUUGGGGAUUGUGUAUGUUCAUGUUUUAUUGAUCUUAUGACUGUUAACUAUGAUGUUAAGAUUAAUGAACAAACCAGUAUGAGUCGGCUUUGUAAGGUAUGGCAAUUCCUUACAUCUUGGCACAAUUGAAGAUGUGCUGAGACUGAUUUCAUAAUUGAUACAUAUCCAACCAAAGCUGAAAUGUUUUAUCUUUAAUGUGUUUUUUGAGAAUAUUUUAAAGUUUAUGAUAAAAACAUAUGUUGGAGGAGUCUAGUCAUCUUCUGAAUGUUUUGUAAGCAGUCUUGAAUUUGAUUUGAAGAAUGAAAUGAAAGGUUAAACUUUUCAUGUAAUUUAUGCAUCUUUUAUUUAUUUUAUUUUUUUAUAAAGAGGAAAGGACAUUUUUAUUUAUGCCACCUGCUGGUUUAGGUAGCAACAAGUCUCAUAUCAUGAAAUUUUCAUGUAAAAAAAAAAUGAAUUUCCAAGUGUGUUCAGUGGAAUUACAAUAUGGUGUCGCUAGAUAGGUUUUUAUCAAGUGCCAUUUUUUUUUAAAUCUGGAUAUAGAAAUGCUGUACAUGUUUAGACAAAAUUUAUUUUAUUGUAAAAUUGUUCCUACAGUACAGUACAGUAUAUGAUUUCCACAUUGACAAUGAAAGCUGGUUUUACUCCUAAUCAGUGUUGUAAAGAUAUUUUUUCUUUAAUGUAUUAAUCCUCAGGUUCUUUGAAGAAUAAAUAGUUACUUCAUGUGUUAAAAAUAUAGUUAAACUAAAGAUGUUUUGAUCUGUGCAAAUGUCAGCUAUAUGUGCCGUGUGUCAAGAUUUGUACUACUGUAUUUUUAUCACUUUUUGGAGGUGUUCAGCUGUUUAUUAAUUUAAAGUUCACUUGAGCUAUUGCAUAAUGUGGCAUAUUUGAUUUACUAAGACUGGUUUAAUAUUUUAAACUCCAAUUGUUUAAAUGCCUUACUCUAAAGCUUGAUAUAUUAUUGAAUUAUAACUGAAAGACCAACAAACAUUUGCACGAUCUUUCACUGAUUGUGUAUAUUAUUUUACCUUGUUUUUAUUAAAAAUUAUAGUUUAUCUUUGUACAGAUAUAAAUAUAUGUAAUUGUUGUAAAAAUGUAUAUAGAACAAAAUAUUUCUUUGAAA
This is a messenger RNA of Procambarus clarkii (red swamp crayfish), 4991 nucleotides long. RefSeq names its product Rho guanine nucleotide exchange factor 3. Gene Ontology annotation, molecular function: guanyl-nucleotide exchange factor activity; protein binding. Gene Ontology annotation, cellular component: cytosol. Lineage: Eukaryota; Metazoa; Arthropoda; Malacostraca; Decapoda; Cambaridae. Gene Ontology annotation, biological process: intracellular signal transduction. The record is from RefSeq and is a predicted model, not a curated record.